Messenger RNA from Naumovozyma dairenensis CBS 421, 1845 nucleotides. RefSeq names its product ATP-dependent RNA helicase SPB4 (gene SPB4). The transcript has a single exon. NCBI's taxonomy places the organism in Eukaryota, Fungi, Ascomycota, Saccharomycetes, Saccharomycetales, Saccharomycetaceae. Gene Ontology annotation, molecular function: nucleic acid binding; ATP binding; RNA helicase activity. Bases 1 to 1845 code for a protein of 614 amino acids. Gene Ontology annotation, cellular component: nucleolus. The record is from RefSeq and is a predicted model, not a curated record.
AUGUCGAGAUCGUCAUUACAAUGGGAUGACUUGAAAUGUCCAAUUCAACCAUGGAUCAGAACGGCAAUAGAUGUCAUGGGUUUUGAUCAAAUGACUCCAGUACAAGCAUCCACCAUCCCUAUGUUUUCCCAAAACAAAGAUGUAGUAGUAGAAUCUGUCACUGGGUCAGGUAAGACAGUUGCUUUUGUCAUCCCUGUAUUAGAAAGAAUUAUCUCCGAAGGAGCUAAUAAAAAAUCUUUCAAAAAAGGUCAUUUCCAUUCUUUAAUAAUUUCACCAACAAGAGAAUUGGCUAAACAAACAAAAAUCGUCAUUGAUGAAUUCCUAAAACAAUACCCUGACGAUAUGUACCCCAUUAAAGCUCAAUUAUUAGUGGGGACCAAUGAAAAUACUGUUAGAGAUGAUGUAAAUGAUUUUCUGGAGAAUAAACCUCAAAUAUUAGUGGGGACACCAGGAAGAUUAUUAGAUUUCUUACAAAUGACCUCUGUCAAGACUUCUUCAUGUGGUAUGGUCAUAAUUGAUGAGGCUGAUAGGUUACUAGAUAUCAGUUUCGUCAAAGACGUGGAAAAAAUUCUUAGCGUCCUACCGAAACAAAGAAGAACUGGAUUAUUCUCAGCAACAAUAAGUAGUGCAGGUGAUAGUAUUUUCAAGACAGGUUUAAGAAAUCCAGUUAAGAUAAAAGUUAACUCGAAAAAUGUUGCGCCUUCAUUAUUGAAAUUAAAUUAUGUUGUAGUGGAUCCGGAACUAAAAUUUCAAUAUUUGUUAAACUUAUUAAACAAUUACAGAUUCAAGAAAUGUAUAGUGUACUUUCCUACAUGUAUUUCAGUCACAUAUUUUUAUUCAUUUAUGCAAUAUUUACAAAAUGAGUUUAAAAAUUCAAAACAUCCAUUUCUCAAUGAAGAUUUACAAAUAUUCUCAUUGCAUGGUAAAUUACAAACUGCAUCAAGAAUGAAAACGCUAGAUUCAUUUACAGAGACUUUGACCAAUGCAGUACUCCUAACAACUGAUGUUGCAGCAAGGGGUAUUGAUAUUCCUGACGUUGAUUUAGUGGUUCAAUUGGAUCCUCCAACUGAUAGUGACAUUUUCUUACAUAGAUGUGGUAGAACUGGGAGAGCCAAUAGAAUCGGCCAAGCUAUCACAUUUUUAAAUAAAGGAAGAGAAGAAGAUUUUGUAACAUUCAUGCAAGUGAAAAAUGUGGAACUAGAAGAAAUUAAUAAUUUAGAACUAAUAAAUCCAUGUGAAAACUUUUAUGAUAUUUUCAAAAAAUGGAUUUUACAAGAUAGAGCAAGAUUUGAUCAUAGUAUAAAGGCAUUUGUGGCAUUUAUUAGAUAUUAUUCCAAUCAUUCAGCAAGUUCUAUCUUUAGAUUACAAAGUUUAAACUAUGUGGCCAUUUGUAAAAUGCAUGGUCUUUUCCGUCUACCGAGAAUGCCAGAGAUUACUAAAUAUUUGAAAGAUGAUCCAGAGAACCCCGUAGUAUUUGCAGAUGGUUGGUUAGUGAACCCACCAAUUAAUUUAGAUAAUUUUGCAUAUGCAGAUAAGAAACGGGAAAAGAAAAGGUUGGAUGAAUUGAAACGUACUCAAGAUAUUCAUGAUAAGAAGAAAUUGAAAUACGAAUUAAAGAAGAAAAAUAUGGCUUGGUCUAAUAAGACUGAAACUAAAGAAACUAAAGCCGAAAGAAGAUUGAAAAUGAGUAUCAAAAGGAAAGCAAUCGAAGAACAGUUAGCUAAAGAAGAAGCUAAUAACAGUUCCGGAGAAGAAGUAGAACAAGAUUGGAAAGAUGUAAUUAUGCAAACCAAAAAAAGGAAAACUGCUUCCAACGAUGUACAAGGUGCAUUUGAUGAUUUAUAA